Messenger RNA from Cherax quadricarinatus, 730 nucleotides. RefSeq lists its product as uncharacterized. The record is from RefSeq and is a predicted model, not a curated record. Lineage: Eukaryota; Metazoa; Arthropoda; Malacostraca; Decapoda; Parastacidae.
UGGUUAAACCUACAUAAAAAUGAAUAGUAUAUUUCAAGUGCCCUAUAUGCAUUAACAAAUUAGUUCAACUUUUAGUUCACACCUAACAAGAACACCGUGCCCCAGGCUGCGUGCAUGAGGUGUACAAUAUCGAGAGAUGCCACCCAGGAGGAUAAAACAAGCUAUAUUCCUAGUCGCGUCAGUUUCCUUCUACCUCACUACCAUCAAGCUGGCGGUAAGGAGGUUUGAGAAGGAACAUACCCAGAGGCACUCCAGCGAUGACGUUACCAAGUAUAUUAAAGUGAAAAGCCAGCACAGCCAUGUACGAGAGGUCACGCUAUCAUACAGCACCAGCAGGAAGUUACAAACUCAGCAACAAGAUUCAUCACAGGACACAUUUGGUCACCUGAUCGUGGAGGCUGCGCUCUCCUCGUCAGGAAUCACACUCUGGCUCAACGGAAAACAGGUAUACAAACUUGUCAACAAAACCCUUGAGCAAGGGAAGAAUCUUCGGCUCCAUGCUGGAGUGCAUAUGAUGACCCUGCACCAGAGGUCAGGUAAAGUGAUGAGGGCCACCACCUAUCUCACCUGGCAGCCAGAAAACAGCAGGCAGCUAAGCCAAGCCAUCACAGACGCCACGGAUGGCAGGCUUCUCCUCUUUCUCGCCACGGUGACGACCAAUCUCAUUUUGCAUUAUGUUAUAAAAAAUGCCACAAGGAGCUCGACUCGUGUACAGAAGAGUACUACCUGA